GUGAAUUACUUCCCCUCUUUCUGCAAUCUUUGUUUUAUGUAAUUAAAAAUCAAAUCAAAUGAACCUAACAUUUAGCAAACAGAGAUAUCUGCUUUUUGUGGAUUCGUUUAUUUUAUUUGUUUUGUUGGCACAACUCAUGGAAAACAUCUCAAUGAUCAUUCACUCAGGAUUCCUUUAGUAUUCUUGGUACCCACAAUCUCAGGAAGGUUGACAACAACACAAUGAGAUACAGUAUAAAGAAAUGCAAGCAUCCAUCCUGCACUAAACUUGCAUCUGGGAAUGACAUCAUGCUCUUCAAACUGUCUAAGAAAGCUCAACUGGGCAAAAUAGCUCAACUGACUCAACUUCCAAAUACUGACAAUAAAAUAAAACAUAAAGAAAAGUGCCAAGUAGCUGGAAGGGGUUCCACAAAAACUGGUGGUAAAGCUGUUGAUGUACUGCAAGUGGUGAACGUGCCUUUUGUCAACCUGGAGGUCUGUAAGAAAGAAUGGGCCGAUAUUGGCUUGAAUCUUCCUGCCAAUGUUAUUUGUGCAGGUGGAUAUGACACAAAGAAUGGAUUCUGUCAGGGUGAUUUGGGUGGUCCUCUGGUGUGCAGUGCCCAAUGUCUAUACAGAUGUGUUAAAAUACCUUCCCUGGAUCAACAAGAUUCGGAAGCAAAAGGAUUGUUAAAGCAUCAGGAUUGGCUGAGUGCAGAUGCAGAACGGAGGUGUGGACCCAAAUGCAGACACAGACAACAGGAUGCAGUUAUUUGUGAUUUAAUCAAAAAUAACUGGAACACGCUUAUAUGGAGCACAGCAGGCAAGAGUCCAAACAAAGGUAAAUCCAACAGAGCAGAAAUAAUCCAAUUCACAGAAACAGGACACAGAUACUAAGGACUUACCAGGGCCAACAAGCAGGGAGGGAGUGCACAGGUGAAAGACACGAGGGACUAAUCACAAAUAUGAAAUAAACAUAUCUUUCUUUCUUCAUAGAGUCCUCUUUUGGUUUGUGCUGUAGGUAUAUUGGUUUAUGUACAGAUGUUUAUGAUUGCAUAAAGCCAGCCCAUAAGCAUUUCAUGACACUUGAUGCUAACAAUGCUAAACUACCGGCUGUGAACUUACAAUGAAAGGAAUUUAACUAGAGCAUCAGUUUCAUAACUGUGCUGUGAGAACAUUGUAGAUAAAACCUGACUCUGAAAAACUGUGGUUUCGGUGGUUCAUCUAGUUUGUCACAUAAUACAAACAAAUGCUUCAGUGGGCUGUUCAGAUCCACACCAAAGACUGGUUUUGCAUUACUUUUCGUCUGUCACUUAUAAAACCCAACAAACUAAAGUUCACUUGACGUGGCUGAGUAUCCACAUGCAGGGAGAGCAGCUUGUCCAAAACAGUGUCAGAAAUCUGAGAGACAGACAAAAUGGCCACUCUCAGUCUCUGUAGGUGCCAGUUUUGAACUUUCACUUUUUGAUUUUGUGUGUCUCUGCAUGCUCGAACUGGGCAAGAAAGUACAGCUCACUUCAGCUCCCAAAAAGUGAGUUUAAAAGUAUGAAACAUGCAAAAUUAAAAUAUAAUGUUGAAGGGUGAAAGGAGCCUUGCAACAGGAACCUGUCAGUUUCAUAAUGGUCAUGGAUAUGUUUCACUCUGAUGCACCACAAGAUCUGCAAGCAUUAGCUGAUGGGGCUGCAGGCAAACAGAGCAUCAACUAGCCACCAUCAGCCUGUGGAGAUGAAGAGAUAAAAACAUAUGCUGCUGACUCUGAGGAUGGAAACAAUAGACAUAAACAGUAUCUGAAACACAUCAGUAUUGUUAAAUAAAACACUGCAACAAUUAAACCUGGAUGUAAUGUAGCAGUGCAGCCUACAGAAAAUUUCAUCUGUCAGUUAUUUAUUCAAAACAAUACACACUUUAUAGAGGUAUUAAUAGUGAUCACAGUAACAGUUAUCUCUAUUAGGCACAGUGGUGCUUUGAGCUAAAUGCCAGCUUGCUAAAACACCCAAAAUGACAAUGCUAACAUGCUGAUGGUUAACAGAUGUGAUGUUUAUUGUAUAGUACAGCUGAGCAUGAUGGGAAUGUCAUUAGUUUAGCUUGUGUGUGGUCAGAAAAGUAUUGGACAAAGUCAAAUUUUCAUCAGAUGAAAAGAUUUAAGGCAUCACCAAAGUUAUUUUCAUCCUUAGUAAGACAUGAAUGUGGGUAGUAAAUUUCAUGGCAAUCCAUCGCAUAUCAGUGAAGACACUCAAAACCAGAACAGAAAAUUCAACAUCAUAGUGGUGCCAGAGGAAAAAUCGGGGAUCACCAAAGUCAUCAGGAUUCAUUCUUUUGGGGCCACAGAUGUCUGAACAAAAUUUCAUGGCAGUCCAUAGUUGUUGAAAUAUUUCAGUCUGGACCAAAGUGGCGGAAGUGACUGACAUUUACUUGAGGCAGGCCACUAUUGUGGGUAAAAAAACAAAUUCUGAAAAUGUCCUAAAUACCAAAUGUGAAAUACUAAUGAAAUCUCACCUUAUCCUAUCAUGGACACAGCUACACAUCUGUCUUCACUCGACGGUUGCACGGCUCGCAAACAGCUCUUCAUUUAGUAUCACUUAUGCAGGUCACUGCCUAAGUAACUUUGUUAACUUUCAUUUGCCAGCUCUAUCUUCCAGUUAAUUGAGGUUCUUCUUAAAGAAAAUAAAAAAUGUUGCGUAGCUAGCUGGGGUUGAGAAAUUGCUUUUAAGAUGUGCACAAGUGACUAGAUGAUGUGAACCAACGAAGGUUA
Molecule: messenger RNA, 2727 nt
Organism: Micropterus salmoides (largemouth bass)
Lineage: Eukaryota; Metazoa; Chordata; Actinopteri; Centrarchiformes; Centrarchidae
Product: proproteinase E-like
Exons: 4
Coding region: 222-872 (216 amino acids)
Biological process (GO): proteolysis
Molecular function (GO): serine-type endopeptidase activity
Source: RefSeq, a predicted model, not a curated record